This is a messenger RNA of Botrytis sinoallii, 1011 nucleotides long. RefSeq lists its product as uncharacterized. The transcript is spliced from 4 exons. The record is from RefSeq and is a predicted model, not a curated record. NCBI's taxonomy places the organism in Eukaryota, Fungi, Ascomycota, Leotiomycetes, Helotiales, Sclerotiniaceae. Bases 1 to 1011 code for a protein of 336 amino acids.
AUGUGUUCAUGGACUGGAAACCCUGAGUCUAUCACUGACUGGGCAUGGCGGGCAAACCAUGAAAUGACUGUGAUUGGUAAGAUGCUCACAGAAAAGUGGUAUGGAAGUGCUCCAUUGUAUAGCUACUACACCGGAUGCUCAACAGGAGGUCGCCAAUCUUUAAAGGAAUUAGAAAUGUUCCCAGAAGAUUAUGACGGAGUUGCUGCUGGUUGCCCAGCUUGGUGGACUACUCAUAACCAGCUUUGGAAUUUGAAGCAAACUCUCUAUCAAUCACCAGCUAAAUCCUCGCAUACUAUUCCAACAUCAAUGUUCAGUGUUAUAGGUGAGGAGGUACUUCGUCAAUGCGAUCCUCAGGACGGCUUGACUGAUUCGAUCAUAUCUGAUCCUCUUGGCUACAAUUUCAAUCCUUUGACCCUGGUUUGCACGGCAAAGAAGACUACUUUCUGCCUUACUAGUCCACAACUUGACACCCUUCUGUCUAUUUACAAUGACUGGGUCGACGUCAAUCAAACAUACGUUUUCAGUCAUGUCCUCUACGGGAGUGAGGAGACCUGGGCCAGUGGUAACAUUGGAGAUGGUAGUGCAUCAAAUUCCGCGAAUCAAUUAUGUUACAUGCAAAACAUUUGGGACUUACCAACUUUACCGCCGCCGAUCUUUCUUACGAGACCGUCGAAAGUUGAUAAUUUCUACCGAUUCUUCUUAGUGCCUGGUCUGGAACAUUGCACUGAAACUUCUUCUACAAUGAAUGCUCCCUGGUACUUUGCAGGCCCCAAUCAGGCCGCUACUCUUAGUACUUCAGCUCACAGUACACCCGGUUAUUCUGAUCCCCGCCAUGAUGUUCUUCUUGCUCUUAUGACAUGGGUUGAGAAUGGUACUGCGCCUGACAGCAUCAUCGCAACUAAGUUCAAUGACGAUUUGACGGUUGCAAAACAGCGUCCCAUUUGUGCAUUUCCAACUAGGCAAAGUACGAUGGAACGGCAAUGUAGAUGCCCCAGAGAGUUGGUCUUGUGA